Molecule: messenger RNA, 1808 nt
Organism: Nomia melanderi (Alkali bee)
Lineage: Eukaryota; Metazoa; Arthropoda; Insecta; Hymenoptera; Halictidae
Gene: eIF2Bbeta
Product: eukaryotic translation initiation factor 2B subunit beta
Biological process (GO): translational initiation
Cellular component (GO): eukaryotic translation initiation factor 2B complex
Molecular function (GO): guanyl-nucleotide exchange factor activity; translation initiation factor activity
Source: RefSeq, a predicted model, not a curated record
CAGUACACUAGAACCAGCUAAUAAUUGAUCCGCAGUCUUGAAAUUAAUACGCAUUAUUUUAUUAUUAUUAAUUUCAUCAUCAAAAUAAAGAACCAACAAUAAAAUGUGUUAAAUAUUAUUUGCGUUUUCAUACGGAGUAGGUUAAGAAUCAUUAACGUACGGAAAAAGGCAUGAAAUUACUAUGUAUUUAUUAUACUUACAACAUCUCCGAUAAACGCCAUUUCUUUACUAUCUAAACACAAGUUAAUAUAAAGAAAUUAUCAAGUAUAUUUUAAAAUAUUUUCAAUAAUAUUCUACACUGAUGAUCGAGAAUCGAAGAUAUAAUGCACAUGUCACGCUAUUCGAAACAUACAUGCAAUGAAACUGGUUAAAGUAACACCACUAACAGAACAGGACCAAUCAUUGUUCUAGUUUAACAGCUGCUGCUGUUUCGUAUAGUAUCAAUGAUAUUGUUAGAAUAAAUUAUUUUAGCUCUUUUAUUACAUUAUCAUAAGAAAUAAGAGUAUUUAAAAUCAUUUUUUAUUAAAAUGGUUGGUACAGGAAGCGAAGAUAUUCACGAGAGCGUAUUAAAAUUAAUAGAUGAUAUACAUUAUGGUGACAUAAAAGGCACGUAUAAUAUCGUGGUAGCAACUAUGAAGGUUUUAAAAGAAAUUAUAAAUAACACAGAAUGGAUUACUGCCAAAAAUCUUAUGGAUAUCAUAACACGCAAUGGAAAAUACUUAGUAGAAGCAAUCCCUCUUGAAUUCUGUAUUGGAAAUAUGGUACGAAGGAUUUUAAAAAUAAUUAGAGAAGAAUAUACUUCUGAAUUACAAAAUAAAACUGAAGAAACAGAUCCACAGGAAUCCUUGCAUAAAAUUCUUACUGCAGAGGGUGAUCAACAAAUUGACUUCAACAUCUCUGUUCCUUCUUUGAAAUCUGCUCUUAUAGAACAUAUUAAUGAAUUUGAAACUGAAUUGGAGACUUGUGCAGAAAAUAUUACAUGUUUAGCUCCUGAACAUAUUCAUUCUAACGAAAUUAUUAUGACAAUUGGUAAAUCUAAUUUAGUAGAAGAAUUUUUUAAAAAAGCUGCUGCAACUAGAGCAUUUGAAGUUAUAGUAGCUGAAAGCGGACCAUCUUUAGAUGGACAUGAAAUGGCAAUUAAUCUUUCAAAAGCAAAAAUUAAAACUACUUUAAUAUCGGAUGUAGCUAUUUUUGCAAUGAUGUCACGUGUAAACAAAGUAAUAAUCGGUACGCACACAGUCAUGGCGAAUGGAGGGUUGAGAGCGAUUUCAGGUUCACAUCCUGUUGCUCAAGCAGCAAAACAUUAUUCUGUUCCAGUAAUGGUAUUAUUACCGCUAUAUAAGCUCUCUCCGCUAUAUCUUUGUUCUCAUGAACAGGAUGGAUUUAAUAAACAUGUUUCACCGUUGCAAGGUGUAAUCAAUAGUGCCAAUGCACAUUUAUUAGAAAGAAUUCAUGCUUAUAAUCCGGCCUUUGAUUAUGUUCCACCAGAAUUGGUUACAUUAUUUAUUUCAAAUACGGGUGGAAAUGCACCAUCAUACAUUUAUAGAUUGCUUAGUGAAUUGUACCAUCCAGAUGAUUACGAGUUAUAAAUAUGUCUAUAAUUAUAUUCUAUGUAACAGUUAAAUCGGAAAUAACGCACAUUGUUUGUAAAAAAAAAGUCUUUUUAUAUAUGUUAGGGCAGUAAGUUAUUAACCCAAGAAUUCUUUUUUAAGUAACAGAAAUAUCUAUUUAUAUAGUAACAUUUGUACAAGGAGAUAUAAAUUUAUUUUACAAAAUGCAUUUCAAUAAUUAUGCAGACUUAAAAAUAU